AUGCGUCCCCCGAAUCGCGUGUUCACCAGAAUUAUCCGCAUCUCCAAGUUCCAAUAUCCCGGUCUGUCACCCCCUGGCCUCGGGAAGUUGUGGAGAGCUCUCGGGAUGCUUCUCGAGCCCGACUGCCCGAGUGUGGCACCCCCAUUCCCCGCCAUGUAUUUGUUGCAUGUUCUGCUACCCAAUCGUCUUCACCCUAGUCCGCGGAGGGUUUUGAGUUUGGGCUAUAUGCUUUUAAAGUCGACAUCGACAUCUCAUGAGAGGCAAGUUGAGAUAUUUUACAAACACAUCGAUGGAUUCGGAGCCAAAGAAAUCGAGCAAGAGAGUACUGUCAUGUGUGCUCUGCCAACAGAGGAAAAAGAAAUGCGAUCGGAAGAGUCCGUGUUCAAAUUGCAUAAGGCUCAAAACAGUCUGCACUCCAAGUUUACCAGCUCCGCCAAGGAAGCGCAGACGCCCGAAUCAAGAUCUUCUGGAAAGGCUUGCGAGAUGUGA
Molecule: messenger RNA, 489 nt
Organism: Fusarium subglutinans
Lineage: Eukaryota; Fungi; Ascomycota; Sordariomycetes; Hypocreales; Nectriaceae
Exons: 3
Coding region: 1-489 (162 amino acids)
Source: RefSeq, a predicted model, not a curated record